AUGGAUUAUUGUUCCCCGGAAGUUGAUAUGAUUGACAUGCUGGCCACUGAGGGCCCGAAUCUAUGGGAAUACCCUCUAAAGCAGUUCUCUCUUACCCCAACUCAUAUUUCUACUUCUUCUCCGUCCUCCCAAGUGAGUUCCGAGAGUUUUGAACAGCAAACAUCGGUCUCCUCAAGUGAUUUACAUUUCUUUCAUUCUCCCGCAACGACAUCUGUGUCCAAUUCACUGCACUACCAUCACCCACAAUCCCAUACGCCAGGGCAGCGACAGCUUCCUGGCCACACGAUGAACCUCAAAGGUCUGACAAACCAGCACGGUCUGGCUUCCAGGGAAGAUAUCAUUGAUAUGCCCCUCAAGCUUGAGAGCCAACACCCGGGUUCUUUUGGUCGAAAUAUGUCCUACUUCAUGCCUCAACUUGGCUUCAAAGUGGCGCCCUCCAGCAGCGCAAGUACCUGUUGCGAGUCUGACAUCGACUCUCUCGACCACUUCGAAGAGCCCUUCGCUACCCAUACAGUCGGAACAAACUGUUGCCUUGUCCACCCAAUCCCAAAGAGCAGUGCUUAUGCUGCCGGGAAUAAUAUCUCUUUCCUCACGAGCAGUGACGAAGGAUCCCCAGUCUCCAAAGUCGAAGCACAAGACGCCCAUUUGGGAAACUCGGUCUUUACAAGAUACUCAAGCCAGGCGUCAACUACAUCGCUUGACAACACUUGUGGAUCCUCGGGUCCAUCGCACCACACACACUCCAUGGAACCCUUUGGUCUCGGAGACGCUAAAUUUCCUCCCUAUGAUGACAGCCUGGUGUGGUCUGCCUGGAAUACCAAUACGCCCAGCGGCACUUGGCUCCCUGGUCCUAGCUUCAACGAUGCUGCAUACACAGGUGGAUGGCACAGCCCAGCCUACCAUCAUGUAUCCUGGGAUGACUCAAACAAUGUCUAUCAAUCAGAAGGAACAUGUGAUUCUUCCAUUCAUCACAGCGGAGCAAUCAAUGGGCUAGGCAUCAUCCCGUCAAGCUAUCCCGCUCAUGCUUUGUCUUCCUCAUCUCCAGCCCAUCCUCAUUUGCAUCCCGCAAGCUCUCCAUCCGAGACUGCUUCGACUGGGAACCACCCAAGGCCUUACCCCCCAAUGAAUCCAGCAUACAUCUCCAGUUCUCACAAUGUCUACCAUGACACCGAAGUUGGAUCUUGCUCACCCAUUCCAAAGCUUGCCGGGAGCCUGAGCCCGUCGUCCUUCACUCCUAUAUCUACUACAACCGAAGAGGGACCAUCUCCCCAGCGAAUCAAGGAUGACCAGACCCCAAUCGAAGCCAAUAUGCAUUACACUGAUGAGCGAAAUGCGUUCCUGAUUGAUUGCAAGCGUCGUGGUCUUUCCUACAAGGACAUCAAGCGCGUUGGCGGGUUUAAAGAGGCAGAGUCUACCCUUCGUGGACGAUACCGAACCCUCACCAAAUCCAAGGAUCAACGGGUUCGAAAGCCUAAAUGGCAAUCUCGAGAUGUCAAACUCCUUUGCGAGGCUGUCAGCAUACACGCAGAAGCCCCAGACACCUACAGCUCGUUGACGCAUAUGGGCAUGACGACGAAUGAGCCUCCGAAGGUUUCAUGGAAGAAAGUCGCAGAGCACAUCUGGGACCAGGGGGGGUCCUAUCAAUUUGGAAAUGCGACCUGCAAGAAGAAGUGGUGUGAGAUCCAUAACAUUCGGAUUUGA
Penicillium olsonii is the source of this 1701-nucleotide messenger RNA. Lineage: Eukaryota; Fungi; Ascomycota; Eurotiomycetes; Eurotiales; Aspergillaceae. The record is from the annotation of a GenBank genome assembly.